Molecule: messenger RNA, 1289 nt
Organism: Myxocyprinus asiaticus (Chinese sucker)
Lineage: Eukaryota; Metazoa; Chordata; Actinopteri; Cypriniformes; Catostomidae
Exons: 2
Coding region: 149-649 (166 amino acids)
Cellular component (GO): mitochondrion
Molecular function (GO): glycine N-acyltransferase activity
Source: RefSeq, a predicted model, not a curated record
UUGGAAGAGGUUUAUUUGCUUGGGUACAUACACUCCUUUGUACUUGUUUUUUCCCCCCACUUCGGUAUGAAUCAAUGAAAAUGUUUAAGAUCUCAAAUACAUUUUCCAAUUUAACCUUUCUCAAGCCACUGAGCUUCGUCAUGAGAAGAUGGUGGAAACAGUGGCUGCAAACCGAGGUGUACCUGUAAUUAAAGAAGCUGUGUGCCAUAUGAUGGUUCUUCAAGAACCAUCAAAACUUUCACCAGUUGACGGUUUGUCAAUGAAGCUGUCUUCGCUCAACGAGUCUCAUCUCGCUCUAGUCAACAGUACCUGGAAGUUUGGCAGUGAGCACAGCAAACUAAUGAUUAAGAAUAUGAUUUUGAACUUUCCCUCGUAUUGUAUUCUGGAUUCAAAUGAUCAGCCAGUAGCAUGGAUAUUGACUUAUACCUCCUGUGCGCUGGGAAUGCUGUAUACAAUUCCAGAACACAGAGGAAAAGGCUAUGCAAAAGCUUUGGUUACCAUUAUGUCACAGAGACUUCACUCUCAGGGUUAUCCAGUGUAUUGUUUUAUAGAGGAAAAGAACCAAUUAUCUUAUAGCCUAUUCACAAACCUGGGUUUCACCAAGGUCCCUGAUUACAGGGCAGCCUGGUUUGUGUUUAAUGAUUUUUAAUCAGGUGCACUGAUGUGACCAAAUUACAGCUUUGUAACUGACACAGAUGCCUUGUAUGGAUUUGUAAACAGCAUUUUUAUGUAAUGACCUAACAGCAUAUAAAAGAAUGGUCACAAGCCCAUCCAUACUUAAAGGAAUAAUUCACCCAAAAAUGAUUUUUCUCUCAUCAUUUGCUUGCACUUAUGCUAUCCCAGAUGUGUAUGACUUUCUUUCUUCUGCAGAAUACAACCACAGAUUUUUAGAAGAAUAUCUCAGCUCUGUUAGUGAAAUGGUAAAUUGUGACCAAAACUUUCAAGCUCCAAAAAGCACAUAAAGGUAGCAUAAAAGUAAUCCAUAAAACUCCAAUAGUUUAAUCCAUGACUUCUGAAGUGAUCCACUCAGUUUUGGGUGACAACAGAACAAAACAUAAUUCCUUUUUCAAUGUACAUCUUGCCAAUGCAGUCUGUAGGCAAGCUGAGAUAUUCUUCUAAAAAUCUUCAUUUGUGUUCUGCAGAAGAAAGUAAGUCACACAUCUGGGAUGGCAUGAGGGGGAGUAAAUGAUGAAAGAAUUUACAUUUUUGGGUGAACUAUUCCUUUAACAACACAAAUGAAUUUAUUUAAUUUUUAACUCAUUCCUUGAAUAAAAAUGUGUAAAGAACCA